UGGCGGCCGCAGAGCAGUUCAGUUCGCGCACUCGUCGUCGCCGGCGUCUCUUUGGGGCUCUCCUCGCGUCACUGGAGCCAUGGCGUUCGCCGAGACCAACCCGGCGGCAUCCUCCCUGCCCAACGGCGACUGUGGCCGCCCCGGGGCGCGGCCCGGGGGGAACCGGGUGACGGUGGUGCUGGGCGCGCAGUGGGGCGACGAAGGCAAAGGGAAGGUGGUGGAUCUGCUGGCGCAGGACGCCGACAUCGUGUGCCGCUGCCAGGGAGGAAAUAAUGCCGGCCAUACAGUUGUUGUAGAUUCUGUGGAAUAUGAUUUUCAUCUUCUACCCAGUGGAAUAAUUAACCCAAAUGUUACUGCAUUCAUUGGAAAUGGUGUGGUAAUUCAUCUUCCCGGAUUAUUUGAGGAAGCAGAGAAAAAUGUCCAAAAAGGAAAAGGUCUGGAAGGCUGGGAAAAAAGGCUUAUCAUAUCUGACAGAGCUCAUAUUGUAUUUGAUUUUCAUCAAGCCGCUGAUGGUAUCCAGGAGCAACAGAGACAAGAACAAGCAGGAAAAAACUUGGGUACCACAAAAAAGGGCAUUGGCCCAGUUUAUUCUUCCAAAGCUGCUCGGAGUGGGCUGCGGAUGUGUGAUCUGGUUUCUGACUUUGAUGGCUUCUCUGAGAGGUUCAAAGUUCUGGCUAACCAGUACAAAUCUAUAUACCCCACUCUGGAAAUCGACAUUGAAGGCGAAUUACAAAAACUCAAGGGUUAUAUGGAAAGGAUUAAACCAAUGGUGAGAGAUGGAGUUUAUUUCCUCUACGAGGCCCUGCAUGGACCACCAAAGAAAAUCUUGGUAGAAGGCGCAAAUGCAGCUCUCUUAGAUAUUGAUUUUGGAACUUACCCUUUUGUGACCUCUUCGAACUGUACGGUUGGAGGUGUCUGUACCGGGUUGGGAAUGCCCCCCCAAAAUGUUGGGGAAGUGUACGGGGUCGUGAAAGCUUACACAACUCGAGUUGGCAUUGGUGCCUUCCCAACAGAGCAGGACAAUGAAAUUGGAGAAUUAUUACAAACAAGAGGUCGAGAGUUUGGGGUAACCACUGGUAGGAAAAGAAGGUGUGGCUGGCUGGACCUGGUUUUGCUCAAAUAUGCUCAUAUGAUUAAUGGAUUUACUGCGUUGGCACUUACCAAAUUGGAUAUUUUGGACAUGUUUACGGAAAUUAAAGUUGGAGUUGCUUACAAGUUAGAUGGUGAAAUCAUACCUCAUUUCCCAGCAAACCAAGAAGUCUUAAAUAAAGUUGAAGUUCAGUAUAAGACACUGCCAGGUUGGAGCACAGACAUAUCAAAUGCAAGGACAUUUAAAGAACUGCCUGUUAAUGCACAAAAUUACGUUCGAUUUAUUGAAGAUGAGCUUCAAAUUCCAGUGAAAUGGAUCGGGGUAGGUAAAUCCAGAGAGUCUAUGAUUCAGCUCUUUUAAGGAUUUCCAGUGAUGCAAGAAACACUCCUUCAGGAGGGAGGGAAAGGACUUUAUUAAAUAUUUCAUUUAUGAUCUGCAAAUUUCAAGAAGAAAGACAUCAAAGUGAGUUUUAAACCCUAGAGUUGUUUCCAGUCCCUGAAGAUGGCUGGUUGAUGUGGAGAGAAACUUCUGGCGUGUUCCAGUGUCAGCCGCCUCCGCUGGCAGAAUCGCUGAGUCAUGUGUUGCUCCUGCUGCUCACGGUGCCACGUUUUCUUUCAGUGUUUAGUCAUAGUAUGAUCUGUGUUGUUUGAAAUCUAAAGUAGAAUUCCUUUCAGUGUAGUUUUUCUUCACUCUUGUCAUUGUGUGUUCUUAGGUUUUAUCUCUACUAAACGGGAAGAACAAUUAAUGCAGUUUUGCACAAAUAUUUUUUACAUUCUGGUCAUUCAAUUUGUCAGUGUGAUCUUUGCUGUUAGGAAAAAAAUGAUGAAAAGAGGAUUCUGUAAACUUUUGUAAUGCUAUAAAUUCUGUUUAACUUGUGAACUGUUUAUUUUCUGCUGAGACCAUUGCAAAUUUGAGCUUUGGCGAGGGAGGGGGAGGGGAUUAUAUUCAUGUAUCCUUUAAUUUGUACAGAACACAAAACUUACUUCACUGUAAAUUAUUUAAUACGUUUGGGCAUUUAAUUAAAUGUCCAGAGAAAGAUGUUCCCUAAAACAACAAUCUUAAUGUUUAAAAAUAUUAGUCAUUAAAAGAUCGUUGUGAUAAUUGGUGGAUAUUUUUCUUUAAUUUCAGGCAUUAACUCUGAAAUGUAUAGCUGUUUUUUUUUUUUAUCUUACCAUUAUUUCUAAAUCUAAUGGAUUGAUUUUCAACAUUGUGCCUGCCAGUAUGCCUACAGAAUUAUCUAUAAGUGUCCACAUGAACCCAAAUUGUCAGUCAUAAUUUUGAUCAUGCCUUUAUUUUUUCUUUCUUGGAAAAAAAGAGGUGUUGUUUUGACAGUUAGGCUUAACCUACUGUGUUGUAGAUUAUCCUUCAGUGAACUAUUUUAAAUGUUUAAAUUAGGUGCCACUUAAAUUUAUUUUAUUAUACCAUCAAUAGCUGAUUAAAAAGAACCAAAUAUUUCUAGUAUGGUUUGUGUAUUGUGUUUUUGUUCUAGUAAAAGAAGUACUGGUAAUACUAGUAUAUAAAAGAGGAGCUUUAUUCCUGUAGUAUGUAGGGAUGGGGUGGGGAGACAUCAAAACAGACUUAGAAAAGAAUGUAAAUACCUUUUGUCUUCACUAGACAUAUUUUUAUUAAUACUUCAGGAAAUUCUGAAAUAGAGCCAGCCUUGCUGGAUUCAAUAAACAAAAAGGAUAGUACAGAUGAUCUUAUAAGCCCAUUGCCAAUCAAUAAUGACUUUUGUGUAAAAUUCGUAUUUAAUAUUACAAUAAAUAAUUUU
Messenger RNA from Enhydra lutris kenyoni (northern sea otter), 2861 nucleotides. RefSeq names its product adenylosuccinate synthase (gene ADSS2). The transcript has 13 exons. Bases 80 to 1450 code for a protein of 456 amino acids. Gene Ontology annotation, molecular function: GTP binding; adenylosuccinate synthase activity. The record is from RefSeq and is a predicted model, not a curated record. Lineage: Eukaryota; Metazoa; Chordata; Mammalia; Carnivora; Mustelidae. Gene Ontology annotation, biological process: IMP metabolic process; 'de novo' AMP biosynthetic process. Gene Ontology annotation, cellular component: cytoplasm.